AUGGAAGGUGUGGUUGCUUCAUUGUUGUCAGAAGAAACUCGGAGGAAAUCUUCUGAGAUGGUCAAGGAUGCUCUCGCUAUUAAAGGUAAGCUGGAGGACAAGAAGUCAAAGUCCAAGUCAAAGGAAAGCUCCAAGACUCCUGGAAAGAGUGCAAAGCGAAGUACUAGAAUUGUGGGAAGACUGAUUCAUGAUGUAUUGGUGAAUGUUCUUCAUGUAACUGGAAAUAUUAAUAUAUUGAGGAUUCAUAAGGGGUCUUUGGCAGAGAUGUUGGGUGAAAGCGAUCAGGGAACGACAGCAGUGGAGUACAAAUCAGGGAAGAGGGAGGAGCUUGUGAAGAAAGGGUAUCGGAUUUGGGGAAAUGUUGGGGAACAGUUGAGUGAUUUAACUGUAACUUCUUUGGGCUCUCGUACUUUUAAGCUUCCUAAUCCCAUGUAUUAUAUCAGCUAG
Molecule: messenger RNA, 447 nt
Organism: Cryptomeria japonica (Japanese cedar)
Lineage: Eukaryota; Viridiplantae; Streptophyta; Pinopsida; Cupressales; Cupressaceae
Exons: 3
Coding region: 1-447 (148 amino acids)
Source: RefSeq, a predicted model, not a curated record